AGUGCCACUUUCCCUGAACAAAUCAACUGGAUUGCCGGAAAGGUGUUGAGAAAUCCAGUGAAUGUUAAAGUUGACGGUACUGAAAGCCAUGCUUCAAUUAAGCAAGCGUUUUAUCAUGUUGAUGAUCAUGACCAUAAACUUGAAGCGAUGCGUGCAUUAUUGCUAGCUCACCAGCCGGAGUCUUGCGUAGUAUUUUGUAAUACUAAACAAGGCACAUUUGAUGUCACUGAUUACCUAACUAGUUACGGUUUUUCGGCGGUGGUAUUAAAUGGUGAUUUAGAACAAAAACAAAGAGACCAAACUCUAGUUCGAUUCGCUAAUAAAAGCGUCUCUAUUUUAGUUGCAACAGAUGUUGCAGCCAGAGGUCUAGAUAUUGAUAAACUGGAUGCGGUCAUUAACUUCGACCUUGCUCAUGAUCCUGACACUCAUGUUCAUCGCGUAGGUCGUACAGGUAGAGCAGGCGCCCAAGGUAUAGCUUGUAGUUUAUAUCAAGCUAAAGAUAGCCAUAAGUUGGUUGAUAUCGAAGACUACCAAAAAAUAUCAAUUGAAGAGUCGAGUUUACCAGCCCUUAAACAAGACCAAGAAGCUUACCAGCCAACGAUGGCAACACUAAGAAUUGAUGGUGGUAAAAAGCAAAAAGUAAGACCUGGAGAUAUCCUAGGAGCGCUAACGGGCAAAGGCGGCAUAUCUGGUCAAGAAGUUGGAAAAAUUAAUGUCUUUGAUUAUUGCGCCUAUGUAGCCGUUGACAAAACAGUUGCUAAAGACGCUCUGCAUAAACUUGAAAAAGGCAAACUAAAAGGCAAAGUUUUUCGAGUUUGGCGAGUGCGUUAA
Porites evermanni is the source of this 831-nucleotide messenger RNA. Lineage: Eukaryota; Metazoa; Cnidaria; Anthozoa; Scleractinia; Poritidae. The record is from the annotation of a GenBank genome assembly.